Pseudophryne corroboree (corroboree frog) is the source of this 1026-nucleotide messenger RNA. It is a transcript of the gene XPA, whose product is annotated as XPA, DNA damage recognition and repair factor. Lineage: Eukaryota; Metazoa; Chordata; Amphibia; Anura; Myobatrachidae. Gene Ontology annotation, molecular function: damaged DNA binding. The transcript has 6 exons. Gene Ontology annotation, biological process: base-excision repair; nucleotide-excision repair involved in interstrand cross-link repair; nucleotide-excision repair, DNA damage recognition. The record is from RefSeq and is a predicted model, not a curated record. Gene Ontology annotation, cellular component: nucleotide-excision repair factor 1 complex. Bases 144 to 959 code for a protein of 271 amino acids.
CUUACGUUCCUGACGAUGCGUAAACACAUGGACGUCAGCGCUGCGCGACUUUCGGACGCUUUACAGUGCUGGGCAGCAGGGGAGCCCCUCCGGGCGGAACGCCCGACACAUUCUAAACGUGGGGAAAACAUGCUGAAGUAGUGAUGGAGCCGGAGCUAGUGACAGAGCCUUCUCCGGAGAAGGAGAAGCCACUGCCAGCUGCUGUCAUGGCUAAGAUAGAGCGUAAUAGGCAAAGGGCGCUGAUGCUAAAACAGGCACGGCUAGCCAGCAGACCGUACCCCACUGGUGAUGGAAUAUCUGCCGUGAAGGCUCCUCCAAGGGUUGUAGAUUCAGGUGGAGGAUUUUUUAUAGAAGAAGAAGAAACAGAAGAGAAGAUUGUGGAAAAUGUUGUACAUCAACCAGGUCCAGUACUAGAAUUUGAUUAUCUAUUUUGUGAGGAGUGUGGCAAAGACUUCAUGGAUUCAUACUUAAGCAAUAACUUUGAUUUGGCUGUGUGCGACAGUUGCAAAACGUUUGGAUAUGUUAGAGACACAGAAGAAAAGCACAAGCUCAUUACCCGGACUGAAGCCAAGAAGGAGUAUUUGCUGAAAGACUGUGAUAUUGAUAAACGGGAGCCUGUGCUGAAAUACAUUUUGAAGAAAAACCCUCACAAUACUCACUGGGGAGAUAUGAAACUUUACUUAAAAUUGCAGAUAGUUAAACGCUCUUUAGAAGUUUGGGGCACCGAGGAAGCUAUUGAAGAAGCAAAAGAAGCUCGGCAAGAGAACAGGGAUAAAAUGAAUCAGAAGAAAUUUGACAAAAAAGUAAAAGAACUACGACGUGCUGUCAGGAGCAGUUUAUGGAAAAAGGAAGCCAGUGGUCAUCAACAUGAGUUUGGUCUGGAGGAACAUGUUGAAGAGGAUAUGUACAAAAAGGCUUGCAUAACUUGCGGCUAUGAAUUAAAUUAUGAAAGGAUGUGAUUUUGGUAGAAAAAAAAAUAAAAAAAGAACCAUUUUUGUAUUUGGAAUAAAAAAAUGCAUUAUUGAC